This is a messenger RNA of Drosophila nasuta, 3726 nucleotides long. RefSeq lists its product as uncharacterized. The record is from RefSeq and is a predicted model, not a curated record. Bases 268 to 3711 code for a protein of 1147 amino acids. Gene Ontology annotation, biological process: tRNA methylation. The transcript has 7 exons. Gene Ontology annotation, molecular function: tRNA (guanine) methyltransferase activity; RNA binding. NCBI's taxonomy places the organism in Eukaryota, Metazoa, Arthropoda, Insecta, Diptera, Drosophilidae.
UAGUUUUAAUUUAAACAAUUUUUUUUUUUAACCAAACUAUUUUUUUUGCGUAGCGAAUUCUCCCAUCACUAACGCAAUAUAUAAAGAAUAUACUAACUGCGGAAGUAUAAGAUUUUGGUAGUUUUUUUUUGAAAACUAGUAUAUUGUGAAAUUCAAGUUGCGGUCACGCUGCUGGUGAAAUAAAUAUGCAACAGAUGAUUUCAUUACAAUUGUAACAGUUAGUAAGGACGGACUAAGUAAAUAUCGUUAGAAUUGCUUCCGUACAAAAUGGCAUUGCCGUCGACAAAAGCAACAACAGCGACGACAACACACGCAGUUGUGCAGGCUAUUGAGACCUAUAUUCAGAACCAGAAUCUGCUAGGAGAGAUCGCUGAACUGGACGAGUUGCUGAAUGAUGUGAUUGAUUUACACAAGGAUAACGAAUUGGCGCUUAAACGUGUCGUGCAAUGCAUCUACAAUUUGCUGCAGACCAACAAUAAGUACAACGUUAAAUUCGGCGCUAAAGUCUUUCACAAACUCAUUGCAAUUGUUGUUGCCAACAACAAGAGUUUCGGCCGUCAGCUGGUGGCCAACGUGUUAAUUUGUGUACAGAUUUAUGCUCGUAAAUUCCCCCGAAUUGAUGGCAAAUUCCUGCUGCAACAGCUCUGGGCUUUGAGUUUGAGUAACGAGCGCCAGCCAAAUGCCCCCCAAAUCCUGGUGUAUUUGUUUGACGACUUUGUUCGCCAGCUGGGUGUAGAGUGUGUUUGCUGCUCCAAUGAACUCCAGCUGGUUAUCAAAGGUUUACUGCAGUCCGAGGGUCGUGAGUUUCGCAAGGCAGCCUACUUUCUAAUGAGGAAACUGAAUAAUUCCAACAGCGAUGUAAAAGCACUUGAUGCUCUGAUUUGUACAGAGCAACAGUGGUCCUCAUAUGUGACCAUAAUGGAGAGCUUGGAGGAGCAACAGUCGCAUUUAAUGCUGCCAACACUUGCUACUUUGAUGCCGCGCAUCACAUACCGAUCCAAGAGUAAUCUAGAUAACGAAUGGAUCACCUGGGUGCGCAUUUUGUAUGCGAGACUGCUGCAGGACAAUAACAUAUUGGUGCUUCGCUGGACUGUUGAAUACUUCUUAACCCAUUUUGGUGUGUCUCAAUUGUGUCAGGUCAAUUUGCUGCCCGAGUUUCUAGCAGCAACAAACAGAACACAGCUCUACAAUGUGGAAUGUUACAUUGUGCCUACCUUCAAGAUCAAUAAUUUUGUGCCCCAAGAAGAGAUGGAUGUAUUUUUGCGAGCCCUUGCCACAGUUCCUUGGCACUCAGUUCCUCUGCUCUUUUGGCUAAACCACAUAACACCUCAAAGUGGCACAAUUUCUAAAAAAAUUCUGUUCAAGCUAAGCUCACGGGUACGCACUUUAAGAAAUACAAAGUUAAGAAGAAUCGCCAAUAAUCGUGUAUUUGAAAUCUUCGAGGAAACUAUCAACAGCUUGACUUUGCGUGAUUAUUUGGUGUUCAUCGAGACUAUUUUUAAUGUCAAUGAUGGAUAUUACCGUGAUCAUGAACGCUUGAUAAUAAAGCUACAAAAUUGCGAGAGUAUUGACGAAGAUAUAUUAUUAAGUAAACGUUCCUACGAAAUAAUUGUAGAUGAUUCCCAUAUCAACCUCUUAGUACCUGAGCUCAUUCGACACCUUGACAGACUUCCAAAGAAACUCCAUGGAUGGUGGCGUUUGUUUCCAUUAUUUCAUUUAAAUCACUUGGAUCCAAGUGUACAGAAGAUGUGCUGGAACUUUUAUAGAACUCAAUACGAUGUAAAGUCUGACAUAUUACAAAAAGGCAGCGACCUCGAAAAGGUGCAAGAACAUUUAAUUUGCCAACUCGACUGUCAAACGAAAGAGGAAAAAUCGUUUGUAAAGGAGAAGUGUGUGGAUUGGUUUGUCGAGGCAAAUCUGCAAUGCUGGAGUCAAAUUCAAGAGUUACAUUUGAAGCCUCUUGAACUUCUAGAACGUGGAACGAGAGCAACAUUUGUGUGGUUAGCACAACUGUUGAAUGACACUGACACACCAGUCGAAGAUAAUGAGAAUAUAUUUAAUGCUUUAUUAAAUAUGCUGCAGAAAUAUAAAAACUCUGAAUACGCAGUGAAAGCACUAUUAAAUUAUGCAUCUAAACAUAUGAAUAAUGUUGAUAUUCAGAAACUGGCUGAAAAGAUUCUUAACUAUCGAUGCCAACACACAACCAAGGCACUUUUAGCAAAUGUAAAAACAUUAGGAGUUUCCUCGGUUGUGAAAGGAAUUCUUCUUGGUGACAUCAGUACUGGAGACGCACGAAUUGAGGCAGCUUAUACCGACAGCAUCGUGCAGAAUCCUUUUGAUGAAAUAGUUAUACGAGAUCAAUACAUUUGGUUUGGUAUGCAACAGCCGGAUGAAGAAGUAAAUGCAAUAAGUGAUCAACUGCUACUCGUCAAUAAACAGUUGACAGAAAAAAAGCCCCGAUAUUUUGAGAAUUGUAGAGAGCACAGACUAAAGAUGAGGAUCGCAAGAGCAUUGUUACUGAUGCAGGACCAUAUUAAUUGGUCACAAGAGUUGUGGAAUACAUUAUUGGCUCCCUGUGAUCAGCUAAAUAUAAGCUACAUGUAUGAGUGCCUCGUGGCCAGGCUUUUGCCGAGCCUUCAAUACUUAUUGGAACAAAUACAGCAAAUAGAACAACUGAAGCCAACUCAGCAAGUUUCGAUAAUUUCCGUAAUUCACCUAUAUUGCUUGCACAACUGGAAAAACCUUCAAACGGACGACUUGGAAAAAAUCUCCAGUUUCCUGUUGCCUCAUACGAUGGGAGCUCAUUUUCAAACACGUCUCCUGGCUCAGUUAGUUUUACAUAAGAUUGCCGUAAAAUGUAAAACUUCAGGCAUACAUGUGCCCAAUAUCGAAGUUUUGAGGUCAGGCAUAGCAAUGACAUUGGGAUCGAAAUUAACUAAGUUUGAGCAGGAAACUCGCAUUAUCUUAUCCGACGUCAUGUUGCACCCUGCUACUUCCGCAGAUCUUAUCUUAUAUAUGACAAAUGCGCCAUUUGAUGAGUACGAUAAAACAAUCAACAUCCCAGAUAAUAUUAAAAUAAACAUCGAUGCCUAUCGAAAGACGGUAAUAACUAGAAAGAAUCCACUAACCGUAGCACAUCAAUUGCCAAUGGAAAUGACCAAUUUAAAUGUACAGAGAAAGGCGAAUCCUGUUAAUGAUAUAUUUAACACGAAUGAAAAUAUUACAAAAGAAGCGACGCCAGCAGAACAAAAUCUUAUUGUGGUAGCCUCCCUAAUAGAUAAAUUACCCAAUCUAGGAGGAUUGGCUCGCACCAGUGAGGUGUUGGGAGUGACAACAUUGGUAGUAGGUUCAAAGUCUAUUGUUGACAAAACCGAUUUUACAAAUUUAAGCAUGACUGCCGAGAAGAGCCUAAAUAUAUUGGAAGUAAAGCCCGAUAAUCUUUCUGAAUUCCUCAUUAAUAAACAGUCUAUGGGAUACAAAAUUGUUGGUGCAGAGCAAACAGCUCAUAGCGUUAGUUUUGUUGAUUUUAAAUUUCCAGAGAAAUGCAUUUUAUUGUUGGGUCAUGAAAAACAUGGAAUUUCUGUGGAUUUGAUUGCCCUCUUGGAUUUUGCUGUCGAAAUCCCGCAAUUUGGUGUGGUGCGGUCUCUAAAUGUUCACGUGACUGGUUCUUUGUUUAUUUGGGAAUAUUGCAAGCAGCAUUUAAAUAAAUAAAUGCUGAGUAAAUGA